Molecule: messenger RNA, 1422 nt
Organism: Oryza brachyantha (malo sina)
Lineage: Eukaryota; Viridiplantae; Streptophyta; Magnoliopsida; Poales; Poaceae
Product: B-box zinc finger protein 20-like
Exons: 3
Coding region: 202-984 (260 amino acids)
Biological process (GO): regulation of DNA-templated transcription; photomorphogenesis
Cellular component (GO): nucleus
Molecular function (GO): zinc ion binding
Source: RefSeq, a predicted model, not a curated record
AACCGCCCGUGCUUAACGCACAAGCCGCCUCGCAGCUCUCUGUCUCGGCACGACUGUGUAUAAAAAGCGCGCGCGUAGCUAGCCCCCACAUAUCUUUUGCAUACGGGGCAUUACGGCUCAGCCAAUCGCCGUGCUCUCGCCGAGGGCCAUUGAACUGAGCAACGGAGGAGCAAGGGUUGGACGGCGGAGCGCGCGGGCAGGAUGAAGGUGCAGUGCGACGUGUGCGCGGCCGAGGCGGCGUCGGUGUUCUGCUGCGCCGACGAGGCCGCGCUGUGCGACGCGUGCGACCGCCGGGUGCACCGGGCCAACAAGCUCGCCGGGAAGCACCGCCGGUUCUCGCUGGUCAACCCGUCGGCGUCGGGGCGCUCGCCGCCGGCGCCGCUCUGCGACAUCUGCCAGGAGAAGAGGGGUUUCCUGUUCUGCAAGGAGGACCGGGCGAUCCUGUGCCGGGAGUGCGACGCGCCGGUGCACUCGACGAGCGAGCUCACCAUGCGCCACAGCCGGUACCUCCUCACCGGCGUGCGGCUCUCAUCGGAGCCAGCCGCGUCCCCGGCGCCGCCGUCGGAGGAGGAGAACAGCAGCAGCUUCUGCUGCAGCGCCGACGACGCCGUCCAGGCCCCGGCGCCCGCCACGAGCCACGGCGGGAGCAGCGGCAGCAGCAGCAUCUCCGAGUACCUCACCAAGACGCUCCCCGGGUGGCACGUCGAGGACUUCCUCGUCGAUGACGCCACUGCCGAGGCCGCCGCCGCUACCUCUUCCGGCAUCUCUGCGAACGGGCCGUGUCAGGGAGUAAACCGGAUCGGUGGGCUGCAAGAAUCCGCCGCCUACCCUGCAUGGAUGGCGCAGCAGCAGCCGUGCUGCGACAGCCUCGUCGCCGGCGACGCGGUGGCAAUCCGGGAGCGGUGGGUGCCGCAGAUGUACACCGACCAGCUUGCCGCCGGCAGCAAGAGAUCCAGGACAUCCACUUCCUCCUACUACCGGUGAAACUAAAGCAACUAAAGGCCGUGGCAGCGCUGUGCGCCGCCAUGGUUGUACGUACAGUAGAUAUGAUGCUGUUUCGGGCUUAAAUGACUUGCAUUUUGCGCUUCCGCGCGGGAGUGUUUAUGCUUUUUUGAGGCGAAGAAGGAAAUCUCUGAGCCUUUUGUAUCCUUUUUUGCUCGUCACAUCUGUAUGUUUUUUUUUUCCUUCAACUACGCAAUAACGAGAAUUUUCCCUCUUUUUAUGUAAUUAAGAACCUGGUUAUCUGGGAUUGCUUGGACUUAUCGCGUGUGGUUGAGUAUCGUUGUUGGGUCGGGUCUAAUCGAUUGGAACCGGGUGCGAAGGGGUCAACCGAAGUAGGGCUUUGUACAUGUGCAAUUAAUAUGUUGCAAAGUAGAAAGCUAUCACCUCGUUGGCUUUCAUUGAUGCCGUUUACACCGGCAA